AUGGCUCACAUUCGCGGCUGGAAAGACAUUCUUAGGCCCAUCAGGGACGGCUAUCGUCAUCUGUUUCCGGCUCCGGAUACAGGCCCAACUCCGGAAGAGAGGCAGAAACAGCGUGGGCUAGACCGCCUGAAGGGCUUCACGUACUUCGACACGUUCGACCAGCUCGAGGCCUGGACCGAAGCCGAAUCGGAUCCUCUUCAAAGAGCCAAUACUCCGCUAUUGCCUCGGUCUAAUGUUGCAGUAAAUCAGCAAGAGAAGGCAACUGUGCUAAUAUGCCACGAUUAUUCGGGAAACUAUCACGGCUAUGAAGCAGUUCAGGGAACAGGUGUGCAGGAAGAGAGCUAUACUUGUGAAUACCUUCAUGCUGUUGGCACCUUCAUCUAUUUUUCACACAAGUUUAUCUGUGUUCCUCCUCCGUCUUGGACGAAUACGCUUCAUAGGAAUGGCGUGAUGGCAUUGGGGACCCUGCUCGUUGAGCCCCAGACGAAGGAUUCAGAAAAGCUGUUGCAACGUGGCGGCAGCGGGGGUACUUCAGGCGCCGGCUCCAUCUUCCCAAUGACACGGAAAUUGUCCAACAUCGCAAAGCAUUAUGGCUUCGAUGGAUGGCUUGUCAACAUUGAGAAGCCAUUUCCGAAAGAGUCCUGGGAUGCGAACCUCCUAGAGUCAUUUCUUUGUCAACUGCAAGACUGCCUUGGGCCUACUCGAAGACUCAUUUGGUACGACGCGAUUACCAUAGACAACACCAUCGCGUAUCAGAACGCGUUAAAUGCGAAGAAUGUCUCCUUCAGUAAAGCUUGCGGGGCCGUCCUCACCAACUACUGCUGGAAAGAGUCCGAUGCCUGGACAUCAAAGCAGACUGCCCUGGAGCAUGGCUUGUCUCCCGAUCGCACCUUCUUUGGGGUCGAUGUCUGGGCGCAGAACAAGACGACCUUGAGACAUCCCCGGGUAACCUAUCCUGAGAAAGGUGGCGGUGGAACGAAUACCGGUGUCGCAGUUAGCAAGCUCGCCGAAGUUGGCCUUUCGGUGGGCAUCUUCGCGCCUGCGUGGUCUUUGGAGCACUUUCCCGGAUGCGGCCGCGCGGUUGAGCGAGCUAUGUGGGAAGGUAGAACACUCCUAGAAGACGUCUCUUGCUCAUGCGGAAAUGCUGGUGUGCGCCAUCCGCCGAACCGGGCGUAUCCUAUCCUUCAAUUUGCGAGGCAGUUUCUUGCGGGCUCCGGGAGCUUUUUCUAUACCGACUUCAGCAGGGGUUUUGGCAGUCAUGGGGAACAGGAGGCGUAUCGAAUAUAUAACGGCCAGCCUAUGCACUCGCAGUUGGCAUCGCAGUCCGUAUUGCCGACCAUGCCAAGGUCGAGCGUACCAGACGAUCUCGUCGAAGGCCGUGUCAAUGUCGUAUCUCACAGGCUGAAUGACCUCGAAGGUCGAACUCACCUUCUGAUCGAGGCACAGGGCGUGAAGCGGCCGAAGGGUGAUACUGGGGAGACUUGCGAGAGCUGGCUUCCGCUUUUCGAGCUUGACAUGCCGGCUGAUGGGUCUUUGAGACUCUCGAUAUCGUCUCGGCAUCUUCUGCAGCUUCCGGACGCUGCGGCCAGCUUUUACCUCAAGUUCAGCAGUGGCACGAAGCUACUCAAGCUCGAGGAGAAGGACAACCUUCAGUCCACGGAAGCGAUUCUGCACCUAGGCAGUGGACGCGAGGCGCUGGGCCGGCUUUGUGAGAUUGGCGUCCAUCUACAAGCGCCACCGCUUAGACCACACCCUGUGCAGAUUCUGGAGGUCCAAGAAAUCCGCAUUGUUCCCCGCUCCGCGCCUUCACAGAUAAACUGCGGUAUACAUAACGUGCGGGUUGAAACACGCCGUCAGUGGAAGUCUGAGCAUCGAAGGCUGUGCUGGAUGUACCAAGCUGCGGAUCCGUCAAGGUUGAUGUUGCUCGACAUGCCGUAUAGCGAUAUUACAGGGCCUUUCUCUCACUUUCUGGUUCGGAUUGACGGUCUUCACGUCGGGCGUGCAUAUGCAUUAGAGUACGUGGUGCCGCAAUCGUUGGGGGACGAAUUGGCCGGGAGGGAGGUAGAGGUUGAGGUGACUGGAAUCGGAUUUGAUGGUAGAACGCUUGCACACAAGCAUGCAAGGCUGCGAGUAUAA
Trematosphaeria pertusa is the source of this 2136-nucleotide messenger RNA. RefSeq names its product glycoside hydrolase family 85 protein. The record is from RefSeq and is a predicted model, not a curated record. Gene Ontology annotation, cellular component: cytoplasm. Gene Ontology annotation, molecular function: mannosyl-glycoprotein endo-beta-N-acetylglucosaminidase activity. The transcript has 2 exons. NCBI's taxonomy places the organism in Eukaryota, Fungi, Ascomycota, Dothideomycetes, Pleosporales, Trematosphaeriaceae. Bases 1 to 2136 code for a protein of 711 amino acids. Gene Ontology annotation, biological process: protein deglycosylation.